AUGAAAUUGCUUCUCGUAUUAUUGUUAGCCGGAGGAGCUCUUGCCUCGUGGAGGCCAGAACCAGACUGUGAUGAUUACACGUGUCCGUCGGGAUUCCAGAUGUUUGAUAGAGCCGAUACUGGGACCUGGUGUAUUAAGGUAGUAACUGAUAAGAAGACAUGGUGGGAAGCGGAGAAGGAGUGUCGUUGCAAAUAUGGCGCUACCCUAUCCGGAAUCGAGAGCGACGUCGAACACAAAUACAUUCUCAAUGAGUUGCAGAAGGGAGGUGUCAGCGGAGCAGUUUGGAUCGGAGCAUAUCGACGAGCUGCAUGCAGAGGACCAGUUGGAAAUUGGCGGAGCAAAAGCGAGUGCACCAACGAAUACAUGUUCCAAUUCACCGAUUACAACGCUCGUGGACGAUACAUUUUCUCGAAGUGGCAAUCGAAUGAGCCAACGAGCCAAAUUCGAGGAAAUGAGCAAGAGAAUUGCGUCGCGAUGAAUGUCUCGCCAAAUUCGGGAAGCAUCAAGGAUGAAUUCUGCUCCGCUCAGAAUAUUGGAUUCGUUUGUGGUGUCUCGGCUGAAGGAAAAAAAUACGGAGCAUCAAGACCAUAA
Messenger RNA from Caenorhabditis bovis, 591 nucleotides. NCBI's taxonomy places the organism in Eukaryota, Metazoa, Nematoda, Chromadorea, Rhabditida, Rhabditidae. The record is from the annotation of a GenBank genome assembly.